Messenger RNA from Adineta steineri, 1557 nucleotides. The record is from the annotation of a GenBank genome assembly. NCBI's taxonomy places the organism in Eukaryota, Metazoa, Rotifera, Eurotatoria, Adinetida, Adinetidae.
AUGUGGUCGACAUUCGUUUGGUGUCUUAUUGGCAUACUAAUGGUCAGUAAUCCAUUGUUAGCAAAACAUAAAUCUCUGACUGACAUACAUACAGUACUACCGUCAACUAUUCCGGAUACUGAAUACGAACAAGUUAUUGCUGAACGAUAUCUAUUUGCUCCGUUUGCGAAUGAAUCGAUUGCUUGGGUCACACUGAGUGAUAUUCACUCUGUAUGGCAAGCUGUCUCAUUACCACAAUAUCAUUCUCAAGCUGCUGAAGGAGUUUGGUUACUUGGUCAGACUACUACUAAGACACAAAGAACUGAAUUUAUGAAUACUACACUACAUAUGUUUUGGAUGUCUUUAUCUACUAAUGGUACUUUAGUAACUUUAACUGGAAUCGAUGUCAAAAGUAAUACUAGUCGUUUGGUCGUUUCACAUAAUACAAAUACAAUUCGAACAUAUACAGCUGCUCUUAUUUCACUAGAUCGCAUACAACUACUCUUAUGUAAUCGAUCGGAUGCAACUUCUUGUAAUAUGAUACAAAUCAUCUACUUUCCUUCUGUCUUAGCAAAUAUAUCAAAAAUUGCAGGUGGUAUAUUUGUUGAAGAUCUAGGAGUAGCAGGAUGGCUAUUUAUUGCUAGUGAUACUGGACUACAUGGAUUGGAUCUUUCUACAUUUACAAUCGUUCCUUUUGUCAACCAGAUAAAUACAGGUGUUUCAUCGUUAGCAUGGAGUUCGAAACGACAGACAGUGUUUUUUGGUACGGAUACUAAACUAUGGAUUCAUUCCUAUGGUACUGAUAAUGAAGGAUGGCGAUUUGAGCAUAUUAACGGUCUUAUUGAUGCACCAAUUACAUCAUUAGUAUAUAAUGAUGUUCAAGAUCAAUUAUGGGUAGGACAAGAUACUGGAAUUACUUUUCUUUUGCCAGUUGUCAUGUCGACAGGUCGGCUUCAUUGGUACUUUUCUAGACUAGCAGGUCAAAUAUCUAAUCCUGGCUCAUAUAUUGGCCAUCUUCCAUUGGCUAACAUAACUGUUUUGGGUGUUAGUCAUUCGACAGUAUCUGAUAGUCGAGUUUGGUUAGGCAGUAUUUAUGGAGUCAUGCGUUUUAAUUCCAACGAUACUGAUAUGAACUCUUGGCGUGUGUUCAAUAGUGCCCGUUAUAUGCCUAAUCGUAAUGCAUUGGUCGAUGUAUCUUCAUUAGCUGUGCUGAGUCGUUCUAGUACUGCACUCAGUGUUGCGGGAAGUGCUGCUGUUGCAGUCACUAGUAAAGGUCUGAGUGUUCUUCGUUUCGAGAUAUGGACAUUGGCACAAAAGGUACGACAUUUUCAAGCUUUUCUAGAACAACCAGGUAGACAUAACAAAUAUAAUCUUGUUUCUGACUGUCCUAUGUCAUUAUGGGGUGAUAAUCGUUCGUGCAUCAAAGGAUCAAGUGACAACGAUGGUCUUUGGACGACAAUGUAUUUAAGUAGUCAAAUCUUUCGGUAUGCCGUCACUAAAGAUCCAACAGUCAAAGUAUCGGCUUGGACACAUUUCGAAGCAUUGGAACUGCUUAAUCAAGUAUCAGGUAGUGUAUGA